Molecule: messenger RNA, 378 nt
Organism: Dibothriocephalus latus
Lineage: Eukaryota; Metazoa; Platyhelminthes; Cestoda; Diphyllobothriidea; Diphyllobothriidae
Source: the annotation of a GenBank genome assembly
AUGUCCAAACCCAACGUAAACACAAGCGCGAAGGUCGGAGUGAGAAUCACACUGCCACCUGAAUUUCCAACAGUGCAGUCUCCAAAGUUCGUAAAGUGUAUUAGGUUUCUUUUGCAGCAAUCUUCUUCCUGCUGGAACGAAUUUGGCAUCGCACAAGUGCAGUUCUUUACCCAGGAGACGGCCGCUCCAGUGGAAUUACCUGCGCUUAAUUGCAGCAAGGAAGUUGUCGACGGAAUUCAAGUCCAAGCUGGUGAUGAAUCACAGUGUGCAGAGAUAAUAGAAAGUCUAGGAAACGUUAUCAAUCUCUGUCGGUUACAGUACCAACUGGGAAACACAGACACCCCCGAUGAGGAAACAACUACGGAAAUCCAACUGUAG